Molecule: messenger RNA, 860 nt
Organism: Hydra vulgaris (swiftwater hydra)
Lineage: Eukaryota; Metazoa; Cnidaria; Hydrozoa; Anthoathecata; Hydridae
Source: RefSeq, a predicted model, not a curated record
AUGCUCAGCAAAAAGCAACUUUAUAUUGAAAGUAAACAAUUUACAGUUUCACUAUCACAAACAAAAAAACAAUCUGAAUUAAUUGAUAUCAAGUCUGCUUUACCAAAUUCAACCAGGUCAGGAUUGAUGAAAACAUUGCCAAAUGAAGUCUGUUUUAAAUCUUCUUGCUUGCCAAAUGAUGAAUAUAUUUGCAAUGAUUUUGAUGAAACAAAUAAUACAAUUGAAAAAGGAGAAAAUAACCAUAUUUGUUUUCAAGAUUAUCUGCAUACGUUUCUUCUUUAUUUAAAAAGUCCGUCUGGAGGAAAGAAAGAUCCCCAAGCUGCAUUAAAUGAAAUGCAUCAAAUUAGAAGAAUAGUAGAAGUCAUUUCACCUAACUCUUUAAUGCUACACAAUUUGACUACUAUAUGUUAUACAAGUCUUUUAGACCUUAAACUGCUACAAGAGAAAUGGUUUCCCUAUGCUAAACAAAAAGGUUAUGAACCAGGUACUCAACGUUCCUAUUUGUUAUCAUUGAGUCACUUUAUCAAUUUUCUUCUUCGCUCUAAACUAACUCCAACUGUUCCUAAUGUUGUUCCUUGUAUUCUAACCGCUGACGUUCUUAAUGUUUGUCAGAAGGAAAACAGCAAUUGGAAAACAUCAUUGCGUGGCGAAGAAGCACUAUGAGAAUACGAUGUUAUGAUGGAAGAUGCAGAAAAUAUAAUUCCAAAGGAAUCUUUUCAAGCUAUAAUUAAAAGUGAUUUUCAUCAGGAAAUUGUAAAAAGCGUUAAUUUUAUUUAUAUUAAUUACAAAAACAGACCAUCAGAAUUUCUAGUUACUCGAACACUGUUUACCAAUAUCAGAGACUGUAUUUUCUUUGGUUU